UCUAAAUCAUAGCAUCACAUCGCCAUCGCCAUCGCCAACACUACACUCUCGCUCAGACCCACGACCGUCUCCUUAUUUGAAGGUGGGGGAUACUAACUGGCGCUCUCACCGCAAUAUCCCAUUCACGGGUAUCCGCCGCCGCAAACUCGCCCACAAUGGCACUCUGUACAUCCUGCCGCCUCGCCCUCCGCCGCUCCAUCACCAACAUCUCACGCACGCCCCAACACACCACCACCCGAACCCUCACCACCAAGCCCCUGGCCGCCUCCAUCCUCUCCAAACCCUCGUGGUCCAUCCGCAGCCUGCUCCCCUCGUCGUCCUCGGCCGCGCCAGAGCCCAUCACGCCCGCGCAACUGCACCACCUCCUGCGCCUCUCCGCCCUCCCGCUCCCCGCCACGCCCGAGGCCGAAGCCGCCAUGAUCUCCACCUUGCAAAGCCAGCUGCAGUUCGUCCGCGCGGUCCAGCGCGUCGACACCAGCGGUGUAGAGCCCCUGCGCGCCAUCCGUGACGAGACGCCCGAGGCGCAGGCGGAGAAUACGGUUGGCUUGGCGGAUCUCGAGGACGUACUUGGGCGGGAGGCCCGCGUGGGCCAUUACCAACGGCCAAAGAGGGUACGGGACAAGGUUGAGUCGGAGGCGGAGAAGUGGGAUGCGCUAGGGACGGCCUCGCGGAAGGCGGGUAGGUAUUUUGUUGUUCAGAGCGGGAAAAAGCAGGCGGCCGAGGGAUCGGAUUGAGUCGGACGACUUUGUUUGUGGGAUACAUCACUUGUAGAAGGCGUCGACGAUCCGAAUGCAUGGAUAUUCAGGAUUCCGGGAACACGGAUUAUACCCCAUUGUACAACAGCUGCCGUGGAAACACUCCCUAUGCCGAAUAUCGAAUUGUAUCUAUCUAUAGUCAUGAUGCUCGCUCGAGUCCUCGUCUGCAAUGGUAUAAACCGCCUGUCGCCUGUAGCCUGUCCAAACACCUCAACAAAACCGUCCAGCAACACUUUAUGCUUGAUUAUAAUCAUUAAUUCCCCUCUUUUCAGUCUUUACUUUUUUGGUCCGAGUCCGUCA
Messenger RNA from Ilyonectria robusta, 1055 nucleotides. RefSeq lists its product as uncharacterized. NCBI's taxonomy places the organism in Eukaryota, Fungi, Ascomycota, Sordariomycetes, Hypocreales, Nectriaceae. The coding region runs from base 156 to 734 and encodes 192 amino acids. The transcript has a single exon. Gene Ontology annotation, molecular function: glutaminyl-tRNA synthase (glutamine-hydrolyzing) activity. Gene Ontology annotation, biological process: glutaminyl-tRNAGln biosynthesis via transamidation; regulation of translational fidelity. The record is from RefSeq and is a predicted model, not a curated record.